This is a messenger RNA of Balaenoptera ricei (Rice's whale), 2213 nucleotides long. RefSeq names its product EH domain containing 3 (gene EHD3). Gene Ontology annotation, molecular function: protein binding; calcium ion binding; GTP binding. The transcript has 6 exons. Lineage: Eukaryota; Metazoa; Chordata; Mammalia; Artiodactyla; Balaenopteridae. Gene Ontology annotation, cellular component: plasma membrane; cytoplasm. The record is from RefSeq and is a predicted model, not a curated record. Gene Ontology annotation, biological process: endosomal transport; endocytosis. The coding region runs from base 524 to 2131 and encodes 535 amino acids.
AGGCGCCUGGGGCUGCGGGCUGCGGCUGCAGAUGCUGAGCUGUCCGCUGGGUGGGCAGCGCCCCCUCCUCCCCUGAGCCUCCCAGGCGGGCGGGAGCAGAGCCAAAGCAUCUCUAAACUGCACCCGAACCAAAGCGGGAGAGAGCUGGGGGAGACCGGGGACCCCAGCAUCUGACAUUUUAAUUGCAGGUUUGACUUUUUUCCCAAGAUCGCAGCCCUCCCGCCCAGCCCAGAUAUUUUAUCUCCCUCUGGCCUUGGUUGCUGGAUGAAGCCGGGCCUGGGCUUGGUCCCAGGAGCAGGGGAAGAGCGCGUUCGCGGCCCCGCGCAGUCGCCCCAGGGACCCCCGAGCCCUGCGCCCCGGCCAUGGUGUGGCUGAGCCCCGCGCUCCGGUGAGGCGGCGGCGCAGCUGCGAGCCCGGCGGACCCGCCCUGCAGGACGCCUUCCCCAAGGAACGGGGGUCGCCGGACUCCGCGCCCUCCUGCUGGGACUGCGCACCGGGCCCGAGAGGGCGAGCGGUGGCCGCGAUGUUCAGCUGGCUGCGUUCCGAUGACCGCCGCAGGAAGGACCCCGAGGUCUUCCAGACGGUGAGCGAGGGUCUCAAGAAACUCUACAGGACCAAGCUGCUGCCCCUGGAAGAGCACUACCGCUUCCACGAGUUUCACUCCCCCGCCCUGGAGGAUGCUGAUUUCGACAACAAGCCCAUGGUCCUGCUGGUGGGCCAGUACUCCACCGGGAAGACCACCUUCAUCAGGUACCUGCUGGAACAGGAUUUCCCAGGCAUGAGGAUUGGGCCCGAGCCGACCACGGACUCCUUCAUUGCAGUGAUGCAGGGAGAGGUGGAGGGCAUCAUCCCCGGGAAUGCCCUGGUGGUGGAUCCUAAGAAACCUUUCAGGAAACUGAACGCCUUUGGCAAUGCCUUCUUGAACAGGUUCGUGUGCGCCCAGCUGCCCAACCCCGUGCUGGAGAGCAUCAGCGUCAUCGACACGCCGGGCAUCCUCUCCGGGGAGAAGCAGAGGAUCAGCCGAGGGUACGACUUCGCGGCCGUCCUCGAGUGGUUCGCCGAGCGGGUCGAUCGCAUCAUCCUGCUCUUCGACGCCCACAAGCUGGACAUCUCUGAUGAGUUCUCAGAAGUCAUCAAGGCCCUCAAGAACCACGAGGACAAGAUGCGCGUGGUGCUGAACAAGGCGGACCAGAUUGAGACGCAGCAGCUGAUGCGGGUGUACGGGGCCCUCAUGUGGUCCCUGGGGAAGAUCGUGAACACCCCGGAGGUGAUCCGGGUCUACAUCGGCUCCUUCUGGUCCCACCCCCUUCUCAUCCCAGACAACCGGAAGCUCUUUGAGGCCGAGGAGCAGGACCUGUUCAGAGACAUCCAGAGUCUGCCGCGAAACGCUGCCCUGCGCAAGCUGAACGACCUCAUCAAGAGGGCCAGGCUGGCCAAGGUCCACGCCUACAUCAUCAGCUCUCUGAAGAAGGAGAUGCCCUCGGUGUUCGGGAAGGACAACAAGAAGAAGGAGCUGGUGAACAACCUGGCGGAGAUUUACGGCCAGAUCGAGCGGGAGCAUCAGAUCUCACCUGGGGACUUCCCCAACCUGAAGAGGAUGCAGGACCAGCUGCAGGCCCAGGACUUCAGCAAAUUCCAGCCACUGAAAAGCAAGCUGCUGGAGGUGGUGGACGACAUGCUGGCCCAUGACAUUGCCCAGCUCAUGGUGCUGGUGCGCCAGGAGGAGACACAGCGGCCCGCCCAGAUAGUGAAGGGCGGAGCAUUUGAGGGCACCCUGCAUGGCCCCUUCGGGCACGGCUAUGGGGAGGGGGCUGGGGAGGGCAUCGAUGAUGCUGAGUGGGUGGUGGCCAGGGACAAACCCAUGUAUGAUGAGAUCUUCUACACCCUGUCACCAGUGGAUGGCAAGAUCACGGGCGCCAAUGCCAAGAAGGAGAUGGUGCGCUCCAAGCUGCCCAACAGCGUGCUGGGCAAGAUCUGGAAGCUGGCCGACAUUGACAAGGAUGGCAUGUUGGAUGACGAGGAGUUCGCACUGGCCAACCACCUCAUCAAGGUCAAGCUGGAGGGGCAUGAGCUGCCCAACGAGCUGCCUGCCCACCUCAUACCCCCAUCCAAGAGGAAAGCCACCGAGUGAUGGGAGGCGGGGAGGUCCAGAGCAGGCAGGUGUUAGAGGAGAUGGGAGAGGCGAUCACAUACACACAGCCACACACACAUAC